Molecule: messenger RNA, 10438 nt
Organism: Lepisosteus oculatus (spotted gar)
Lineage: Eukaryota; Metazoa; Chordata; Actinopteri; Semionotiformes; Lepisosteidae
Product: transcription factor 20
Biological process (GO): regulation of transcription by RNA polymerase II
Cellular component (GO): nucleus
Source: RefSeq, a predicted model, not a curated record
CGCUCUGUCUGCUUCUUUUGUUUCAGCCGCGGAGGGCCUAGUGUAGCCCUGGCCUAGCUCGCGACAGACCGGCGAUAAGGCGCAGACAGAAGCGUUUAGGUCUCCGUCCUGCCUCCGUGAAGUCCGCGGUGUUCCCAACAGUUUGUAUAUCUCCAUGUCAGAAUUCGGGGUCGCCUGGCCGCUUUUGAACCUAGCGCACACUUUGUCCAGGAAGCCCUACCGCUGAAGAGCCGGGACUGAUGCUGGGUUUUUAAACAGCCCCACACUGUUCCCACGCCGCUGUCAGCAGCCCGAGUGUCCGGCAGCCGCGCCGGGUGCAACAGAGAGAGCUGAUAUGGACCCCCCUCCUUCCAGCCAGUCAGAUGGUUUACAUCCUCAGCAAGACCUGGCCCCCUGCAGUAUCUCCUCGGUCUAUGACCUGACGAUGAAACACAAAGACAGCCUGUUGAAGAACAGCCCAAUGGAAGCCUUACACGUGGUCAGUGCUCCCAGCUGGUACAGCAUCAAUUCAGGCAGCAAAGGGGUCUUCCAGGAAAACAGCUCCGAGCGUGCGCCGCACCCAAGCGAUCAAAUCCAGCCCGACGAUGCCUUUUCGAACACCACGGUCACGCUGUCGUACGUGAGCCGGUCUCACGUGUUUACCCCUCGCGAUUCUCUGUCGCCCCUUCCCCAGCUGCGCGGCCCUCCGGUCCACCAGAAGCUUUCCUGUCUCUCUCCCAAGUGUGAACCCGGGGCUCUGGUCUCGCAGGGCGAGGCGGACUCUAAGGAAGACUGGGAGGCUGACGGCCGCCUCUGUGCGGCGGGUGAAUGCCAGGUUCUGCAGAACAGCGCGAGGCCGGCGGGUGGAGCUCAGGUAGAGCAGACCACCGGGGCGGCGACAAACACUCCUGCGCAUGAGUGUGGAAAGGGCGCUGCCCCCACGGAGCUGGCGCGUGGGCAGAACGGGAGGAUGGACGUGGGGCCGUUGGACGUGGCGGAGCUCCAGCCACAGCUUGGAGACCGCUGCCCCGAGGGCACGCUGUCCCCGAAAAAAGACGAGGGUGGCCACAUGCACAAUGGUACUGACAGUGCGUCACCGGAUGUAGGGAUCUGUGAGGAAAAGGUGGAAGAGAUCCAAGCUGGAGUGCACAUGAAGGGGGAGAAAAACCUGUGCAACUCUGAGGUGUUAGUUGUGAUUUCAAGGACUGAAGAGCCUGUAGUUUCGCAAGACAGUCCGAGCUGUAGAAAUGUGUUGCGUAGUCCUGCAAAUGGGGAAUACCAUAGUCCUUUAGAAGAAGACUGGUCCCCUGCUACCUCUCAGGAUAAGAUGGAAGAUAUUACUGUCUUUCCCCAGACGCUGAAUUCUCCCAGCUUUGAGAAUUCAUCAGUGGACGGAGCUGCUGACACAGUGGAGGAGAGUGUAGGAGAAGGGGAGUUGAGUGCUGAUCCUGCUGAGACUGAAUCUACUGUAGCCUGUGUGGAGAGCUUGACUGCUGCGCAGGACAGAUGUAGCAAGAAAAGUGAAGUGACUGAAGAUCUGGCCAUCGCUAAUGGGGUACAGGCGCUGCCAGACAGUAUAGCGGAGCUGCCUGGGGAGCUGUCGAACCUUUGCGGUGAGCCGUCAGAAAUUAGUUCUGAAAGCGACGGAAGGGGGUGUGUUAAUCAGCAAACAUCUGGAGAGUUCUUGCUGAAUGGCAACGUCUUGGCCGAGGAGAGAUUGUUCGCGAGGAAAAAACUUCCUCCUCGUUCCCAGAGGGGAAGAAGGUUGGAGGAGAUUGUGCAAAACAUUACCCCAUCGAGGCAUAAAGCAUCUGCUAACUUCCAUUCCACUAAAAAAAAUUCCGGUUCAAAACCUCUGACCACAGAAACACAUCAGGAAGACCAGGUAAGUUUACAUGAGGAUGUCUUGGAAUCUGACACGAGCCAAGAUGGCCAAGAGAAGUUACCUGGCCCAGAAGAAGAGCCCUGUCUAAAUGCAGCAGCCUCACAGAAGGACAGUCCUGACAAAGCUGGUGCAGACAGGCUCAAAAGCAAGAAGUCUACCUCAGAUCAGAAACACAGAAAUGUCUCCAUAUCUCUGCGCAGUGGUGUGAAUUCACGCGAGUCCCCUGCCCACACGCCCAAAGUGGUGAGGGAAAGGAGGGGUCAAUUCGAUCGGACACACUCCCCCGAAAAACAGAACCUCAGAGCCUUGCCUAAGCUGAAGGCAUGUCAGAAGAAUCCCCCAGUGCUCCCUAAAAAUUCACCGGGCAGCAAGAAAACGGCUUCUGCAAGGAAAACGCGUGUCACCAAGCGGAAGAGGAAGAAACGCAAAAUGGGGCAGUCCUCCAUGUUUUCUCCAAAAGAGCCUGAGAUCAAGCUGAAGUACGUUAACUAUAAAGAGGAGAAAAGGGACGUGAAAACGGACAGUUUCUCUCCUUAUAUACGGCUGGAAUUUAAAGAAUAUGCCACGUGCACAGUCAUCAACUACCCCGAGGAGGAGAAAGUGCGGCUUAAGAAAGGAAGAGCGCAGACAGGCCCAGCUUUCAUCUCUGGCGCUGUUCCCACCACCUCUUGCCUGCUCUUGGGCCGUUUGAACAGUGACUGGAAGUGGCGCAGCCACCUGGUCUGCUGCCUGUGCGGCAAAUCUGCCAACACGAUGGACCUGGGAGAUCUGCACGGACCCUACUACCCCGAGGGCUUCAAACCGUCCCCAAAGCCCCGCACCGGGUUGCAGAGCCUCAAGGAUGACGACCUCAGCGACUCGGACUCCUCGUGCAGCGCCAGGGGAAGGAAGCGGAGCCAGGCUGCCGAAUCCUCGACCGCCAGGCUCCUCCGAGGGGCUCAGUCCUCGAAGCGCCGCAGGUGGGCUAGCGACGGCGACUGCGUGCGCAGCCCAGUGGCAAAAAAGCCAAAGACGGACUCCAGCGCCGAAGACUGGUACAGCCCUCCUGUGGUCCCGUUGGACACCCGCGAGUACUGGCUUCACGAGGACUGUGGGAUAUGGGCCGCGGGCGUCUACCUGGUGAAAGGAAAGCUCUAUGGGUUAGAAGAGGCUGCAAAGCUUGCGCAAGAAACGGUGUGUUCCUUAUGCCAUCGAACAGGCGCCACCUUGGGCUGCUUCUUCAAAGGGUGUCCGAGCAAAUAUCACUACACUUGUGCAGCUCAGUCAGAUUGUGUUCUCAACGAAGAAAACUUCUCAAUGAAAUGUACAAAGCACAAGAACAAAUCCUUCAAAGGGUCUGCUUCUGUGAACAGACUGGAAAGCAGGUGAUGAAGUCAAGCAAAGGAGAAGCUAUGCAAGAUAAACUCCAUCUCUGUGACAGUCUGCAGGCGAAGUCCUCUCCAGUGGCUGCCAAUGAAUUUGACAGUAUAGAAAGAAUGUUCUUAGGUUGGGUUGCGAGGGUUUGGUUGAAUGCAAACACCUACAGACCUUAAUUCAGACUUUUUCCCUUCACGGCUGGCUACUCGAACAGGGCGAACGUGGCUUUUGGAAUUGUCUCCAGCCUUAGGAGAAGUCGACUUUCCUGAAUGAUAACUUUUCCAAAAAUAAAUUGGUGGUACAUUUCCUUUGGGUGGGUGGUGGAUUUUGUUCCCAGUUUUGAAAUGAACUGAAAAGAAGGGAAUAUAUGCUGCCCAAACAUCAGUUGUUAAAAUUGAUAUAUUAAGUCCUUGGAUUUUGAAUACUGCCUGAAAAAAGUUAAGGCACCAUGAAUGAUAAGAUGCUUGGCCCAGGCAGACAUCAUGCACAAUGCUUUUUAAAUUUAGCUCUUUAUUUUGUGUUAGUAGACAUGCUGUCAUAUGAAAUUGCUGUAAGAGCUGUAAAUAAUCCCUCUCUGAGAUUUCUUAAGCUGAAAUGUAUUUUAAUUAAAGGAAAAUCACUUAGCUCUGGAUAUUAGUAAGUCUGAUGUAGAAUUAUUUAUUAGGUUUAUUUAUGUUUUUUAUUUGUGUCCUUAAUUUGCAGUGAUAGGUUAAAUGUACAAGUUUAAAAGCGGGUUUUCUUUAAAAAAAAAAAAAAGACUGAAACCAAGAAUAUUUCUUUGAACUGAUUUGGGCUCUCCAUUGUUACAGUGUAAAACCUGGUUAUAAUAUCAGAGUUGAUUCCUGCUGCUUAAUCUGAAAACUAUGAAUUUCAGCCCUUCCAAUAGCCUUAGUGCAAUUGUGCCUUGACUCUUUACUCAGUUAGGUGUCAUUCUGGUAUGUCACUGUUGAAAUGUAUUGCCUCAGAUUCCUUAGAAGAUAGAGGUUAGAGUUUUAGCUCUUAGGCAUGUUUAUAUUUUGAGUGUUUCUUUUAGCAUUUAUGGAAGUUUGUAAAGCUAAGUGCUGUAGUAAACAUUGGGAUGUCAGUUCUUAAUUAAUAGGAAAUCUACCUCUUCACCUGCAGGUAGAAAUAUUAUAGAUCAGUGUUAACACGGUCAAUCAGGAGACUGUAAAUUGGACAUUUAACAAUUUGGAUAUUAUACAUCCCAUUCUUCUUUUUCUAAUAAGCUUUUUUACUUAAAACUUACAACAAAGACAAAUGGUGCUGAUCUGCAAGAAAAACUUGUUGAAUGUCUUAGGACACCCUGCAGAAGAAAUAAUUGCUUUAAAUAGGAGGAAUAUUUAGGAAUUUUGACAUUCCAAUUUCCCUGUCAAUUUCCCUGCAUCUGAUGAGGAAAGCAACCUGGGUUUUAACUACACUGACAAUGGGAGGUAUUUGGCCUGAAGUGCUGGAUGUUGGUUCUCUCCGUAGGGAAGGUCUCCCGUAAGUUUUGUAUUAUUUCUUAUAAUUGCCCCUUAGAAAUAGUCGCUUCCAUCUUUGCCUCUCCACUUUUGCUAUGGACGUGUGAGAGAUGUCAAGAAUCCUUACUACAAGAGGCUAGCUAGCUGCAGCCCUCUUUUUAAUAACUUAUCAUAUGCAAAAGGAUCGAAAACAUUCAUGUCACACUAAUUUAGACAUUAGAUCUUACCAUGAUUUCAUAAUUAGAAUUAUGUUUUUCUUAGGCAAUUAAUAUAGUUGAAUGAAAAUGUUUAGAUUACCAAAUUGCAAAGCCCAGUGAUAAGAUGGUAGGUUUUAUUUUGGCAGAAGGUCAAAGCCCUGAUGGAAACUGAGUUAGCAACCAUUACGGUGUGUGUCAAUUACAAAUAGUGUGCAGAUUCUAAAUUGGAUUUAAUCCAUUCCUGUUUCAGCGGGAAUUCUCUGAAAGGGAUUUUUUAUAUUAAAGAAAAUCUUGGUUGGAAAGCUCUGCUUUGGUUUUGCUACCUUAGCUGCUUUGGUGCUUUCAAGCACUCCUUAUUUCCACUAGCCACUGACAAUGAUCUUAAAACAGUCUGGAUCCUAUUUUUGAAGAACAUUAGAGUGCUUUUGUAUCAACACUGACCAUGAAUUGUGUUUCUCAGUCUGUAAGUUGAACAUGGUACAGCAUGUCACUAGUUUUCACCACAUGCUGUAUUGAUUACUGGCAGGACUUACUUUUGUUUUCUCUUGUGAGCACAUCUUUAAAAAAAAUUGAUUGCCAGCAGGUCUGUAUUGUAUUCAAAACUUUUUUUAGCAUAGGGGAUUCUCUGAAAGCCAGCAAACAGUUCUGGGAGUUGAAAUCAGAUCACUCAGCCUGGGUGGCGGAUGGAAACAGGACAGUACUGUGCAAAAUAAAUUUUUUUUUUCUGUAAUUCUCAAUGCCGUUUUAUUUGAUUUUUCCUUUGUGCACAGUGAUGUCAAUACAUCCAUCCAUCAGGUGGAAACACUGCAACGCCAGGUUGGAAGAAGGGGUGUACAGCAGUAAUUCUGCUCUGUUUACCAAGGACAAAUUGAAAGUUAGCUGCAGUUCUCAGUGUCCUGUAACUGAGACGUCUCCAGCCUUACAGAAUAAUUUCGAUUUUGUUCACUCACCCCAGCAGUGAAAGCUGUAAACAACUGGUGCGGCUGCCAUUUUUGCUAAUAUUUUUGUAAGCAUGCACUUGAGCUCUGCUAGUGUAGGGAAACGUUGAUGGGAACUAGCCCCUAUGAGCUGUAGCUGAGCAUUUCUGCUGUGGCCCCAGGAAUACAAGCCAUGUGAAUUUUCCAGUUGUAAAUAAGUGGUUUACAUGCAGAGCAAUGUCUACAAAGCCCAAAGAAAGCAUUCAGAGCCACUGUGGAGUUGUUGCAGUAAUGUUUCUGAUAUUACUGCUUUUAUAAAAGUCUUGCAGCUUCUAGUGGUGUCAGGAGGUUUUCUUUCUAAAGCGUAACUCGUAGUUUGUUUUUGACCCCUUAUGAUGUAAUUCUGAGUCCAUGACUUACACCUAAAACCUGGUCAGUGCUCAGCCACAGACGUGGAUUGCUAGCCUACUUAUUUGGUCCUCUUAGAAUUGGUUCUGCCUGUGGACAGUCAGGGGGUGUUUGCAGGCUGGCUGCUAUUAGUCACAGAUCAUUCAUUCAUGCUGCAGCACCUGUUUCUGCAGGACUUGAUGAUAACUUCACAAUUGUUUUUAAUCGUGUAAGGAGGUUAGCUAGAACAUGUCAAUCAGUAAAAUGACACUUGAAGUAAUUUGGCCUAUGCUUGAAAGAUGAAAAAAUACAUAGAUAUUAUGGUUGUCUUUUUAUUUUUCACCCUUGACGGGGUUAUCAAUUUUAUAGUACUGUGCAGAAGUUUGGGUAAUUUCAUUAAAUGUAUAAAUGUGCUUUAAACAGAAUAGCAGAAUAAUGGUGUCAGAUGUGGUGAAAAGCUGUUUAAAGUGCAGAGUGGAAACUGGGAUUCUAAAAGAGCUGGAGUGAAUGUGGUUGAGGCCAGUGGAAGUACCUGGAGUUUGAAAGAAGAAAGAGGCGUCUUAACAGCCCAGACAUCCUAGUGGGAUAAGUAGUUCAAGUAGACACACACCCGAAGAAGGCUCCACAGCCAAAACAUUGUUUCCUUUCUUCUCUUUUCAGCAUGGAAUAAACCUUUCACUUGAUCCUAGUGGGAUACUGUACAGCAAGUUAAGUGUAAGAUUAAGUAUAAAAUAAGAUGGAGGCAAUCACACAGAAAAACAGGUGGACUUACAAAGCACUAAGCACAACAUUACAAAUUGUCACCAUAACAUGUUACAUAUAAUACUUGGAAAGCACAAAAACAUUAUAAAUAGAAUAACAUUUGCACAAUACAACAUAUCGGAAUCCAUUCUGGGACAAGAUGGCACAAACAGAUUUACAUUUAUGUUUGGUCUUAUUUGAAGUGUUGGAAAGGAAGUAUCCAUUUUUAGUAUUAUGUCAUUUCUUUUCAUUUGUUGUUCAAAUGGAAGUUAUUUCAGAUAAUUUAUUUUAGGGCCUGGGUAGUUUUCUUCAUUGGAAACAACAGGAAUAUCUUCAGCUUCGUAUCCCUUUCAGUCCACCUGGUGCUUGGGCUCAGCAUCCCCUCACAGAUACUACUUUUAUCUGGUUUAGGGAAAAAUGAACCUUUGUGUGCUACAUCUCAAGAUCUGAGAAGUAGCUGGCAGGUCAAGGUAGUUUCUAGUUUUCAUAGAAUCAUGCCUUAUCCAGAAUGUACUAAACUGUCAAGAGAGACAGGACAAAGGUGUGAUGACUUCAAAAGUAGAAGGCACUUCAAUUUAAGGACCCUUAUAAUCUAGAUGAGACUGCUUUCUCAGUACAGUGCAAAACCAGGAAACCAUCUUUGGCUUCUUGGAAAACGUUUAUGAAGAAACAUGACUGUUGCUGUUCCCAGCUCUAGGCAUAGGGUUAUGGUGGUUGUCAAUAUUUGUUCCUGCUGUAUCUGAGAAAGCAGCACAUACAGGUACCGAUAGAUGGGCAGCAAGACCCCCUUUCAUCUGUAUCUGUAACUCUUUUAAUUGUUUCAGUUUUGCAUUGCUUCAAACCAGUGAAAAAAACCUACAUUAACCCACUGUUGCCCUCCUAAUUAAUUAUUAAUGGAGUCCAUUAUCACUAACUGGCUUUUGUGCUACACAUUUUAAAGGGGUGAAAAACUGAUUAACAGUUUGGAUUAUAAAGGAUUUCAGGUAUUAUGAGGAAGCUCGGCCAAUGCAGUUGAAUUACUAAGCAUUAAGCACCAAAUAUGGAGGAGGUAAAAUGCAUGAACUGCCCAUGACAGUUCCAAUUGAUUGCAGCUUAUUUUUUAUGAGCAGGCCUCUGUUUAUGAAAUGUAUGAAUCACUUGGUGAGGGAUAUGUCACUGGAGCAUUCAUGAAGUAGGUAAAGAUGAUAUGAUUCUGUAGCUUCUGUUCAGUUUUGUUUAGGAAGUCUUAAUUUAUUCAGUAGCUGUCUUUUUGUCAUUACAAGUUGGGUAGUUUUAUAUUUUUAGUGAAGCACUAAAGAAUUGACAGCCAACGGUUCCAGUUGUCUCUCAAGUUCCUCGCUCUUUUUAUGUGGUCUUACAAGGGCUUGCCAGGUGUUUAACAGUCUUUUCUUGUGAGAAUCUGAAGGUUGAGCCCCAUAGUACAAAGGUAAUUUUGGCACCUUGUGUAACUUACUUCUCAAUUUAUUUUUUAUUCUGAGAUAUUGCUGAAUGUUCUUCAAUAAGAGGAUUCAACUAAGCAGUUUUAUUCUAACUGCACACUGGAAUUUUCCCCUUUAAAAAAAGCUUGAGAAUUUGCCGUUCAUAAGCUUUUUUUCCUGUCUGUAUAUAUAUUUUUUUCAGUGUCCUUUUGACUUGCAUAAUCGUUGUGCAAUGUUUGUAUUGAAAUGUUGAAGAUGUUGAGCACUUAUUCAGGUUUUUAUAUUCUCAGAUUUGAGUUUAAGAAGUGCUCUGACCUCAAAGGUAUCAGUUCUGCUACCUUCUCUGUUGUGAUCAUGUCCCUCUUUCAUCUUGUGGUCAAAUGGAGGGAUUUGAAAUAAAAGCAGACAUUUUGAAGAAUCUAAUUUUAAGGAUCUUACUCAGCUUUGCCAGAAGAGUUGAACUGAUUUGUGUAAACCCAUUUCUAUAUUUUUUUGCCAACACGUUGCUCAAGAUGUUCUAGUUCAAUUAAGUAGAUUUUUGGUUUCAUAUUAGUUUGGUUUAUCAGAGCAAUAUGAAAUCUUAGUAAAACCCACAAUCAACCUGUAUAAGAAAUUAAAACUGUUUCUCAGUGAAAUUGAACUGACAGUUUAAAGAUGAACUAGACUUUAAAAUAUUGUCAACUCCUGACUGUUCUGGAUUUUAAAUUGUUAGAUAACAAAAUGGUUAUUCCCUAAUUCAAAUGAAUACCUUCUCAUCAAGGGAAUUGAGCUUGUAUUUAUUCUCCCUACUGACGCUCUUCAUCAAAUCAAACUGAAUUGAUAGUAAUGUGGGAUAAAAGGGAUUGUUUAAUUUUUUUUCCUCCUGAUUAUUUUGAUUUAAACAGGGAGGACAGGAGGAAUGGACAUGGAAUGGCAUAACCAUCAGUCUGCAAGUUCUUAGUAUGGCUCAGCCUGACAAUUCUAGCCAAGCAGAAUUUGUCAUUUUCAGCUGCAUUUCAUUCCUGCUUGUUAGCCAUCCUCUCUAGCAGUGCCUCAAGGGCAAUGUCUGCAUAAUACAAAAGGUGACCAAGCUUUUUAUGUUCAUGAUACCAGAAUUGCAGACCUAAGAUACUGUGUUUUGUUUCUUCUGUAUUUUUGUUUUAAAGAAAGCAUGGAAUGGACAACUUGUGACCUGAGAGUAAAUUGGUUCCUGAGAACUUCCUUAAUUUAUUCCACACUUUCUAGUGACGGAUGGUCAAAUUGUUUAUCUGGAUUGGGUGUUUGCAGAGUGUUUUACAUUCGUUAAGAAAUAACUGAGAAUAGUGGUUGAAUUAUUUUAUUUUUCUUUUAAAUCAUGUUUUAAUGACUUCAUGUUGCAUAUUGAAAUGCAACAAAGUCCUCUAAAAUGAAUAUGAAGAUUUAAAGAAUCCCAUUAUUGUAUUAAAACCAUGGACUGCCUUUCAUUGACGGCGCUGUGGUGACUUUCAGCUCAGUGGCAAUCCAUAAGCUGUAAUAGAACAAUGGAAUACAGGAGUCGCUGUAAUUGUGUGAUGUUUUGUUAAAAAAAAAAAGUUUUGCUCACUAAGCCCUAGAUAUGUUUCAUGGCAAACGAGAGAGCAACCCUUCAGUUUGCAAUUAAAAGAACCGACUGAGCCCCUGCUUGGCCGAUGGCCUUUGUAUGCCCAUCAGCCUUCAGGAUGCGAUGUCUUAGGUAAUCAUGGAUCAUGGAGACAUGUAGGAAUGCUACUAACGCUGAAAAUUGGAACCCAAAGAUCACACUGCCCUAAUGUUCUGCCAGCUGUCCUUGUUGAUUUCUGUCCUCUAUGUGACAUUUCCAUUUUGAAUGGAUAUAUAUUUUUUUUUACUCUUUCUUUCAGUCUCCUCCACAUUCCUUUAAGCAGGAGAACUCUAUAGAACACUGUGUUGUUCGUUAGAAACUGACAGAUGCUAGGAGAACAUGCUGAAAGUGAAAGCAUCUGGGCAAAAUCAUAACCCUUUUUAUAUUGUAACUGUGUAUAACUGAAACCACUUGGAGAAUCACUUUACACAUUGUAUUUUAUGGCUUUUUAUUUUUUUUAAGUAAUUAUUAUUGUACUGUUAAAUAAAGUGUUUAUCUUCA